AAUGGAGUUUUGUAACUGCAAAAGCCAUGAUUGGGCAGAACGUUAGGCGAGCAAGUCCAAGCGAAUUAAACUUUGUUAUAUCAUUUAAACGAAUUAAUUAUACAAAUAAUUAUCAACGAGAGAACGACCACGAGAGCACAGGUUCACUUAUCUCAAGAAAGGAUGUUUUAACAUCAGAGCAUGGCUUUGCCUUCGUUCAAACAACAGGUUUUGAAAUUCUUGUCGGCUCAGUUGACUUAAGGGCUGGUAGAACAUACUCUGCAAUUUGGUGGAUAACUCAUACACAAUGGUCAACUAUAAAUCGCGUGCCUAUUAAAAAUCCAGUUAACGAUAUUGCAAUUAUAAGGUUGUCGGAAGAAGUAUCUCGUGAAAUCGAUCCAGUGCCCAUUAUGCCUGUAUCGCCUAGUUAUUUGUAUGGAUUGAAUGUUCGACUUGCAGGGUGGGGUGCUACAAUCGAAGGACACAUGUCAAGGUAUUUGGAAACUGCUAUAUUGACGGUCUUAAGUAAAGAUGAAUGUGAAAAUAAAAUUGAGAAGCUCGUUGGACAGAGAGGCUAUUUGCCCGAAAAUGUUAUUUGCUCUGUUGCAAAUCCAUUUAUCGUAACAACUGCUGGUAAUAGUGGAUGUCCAGUGUUAUUUAAUGAUAAACUAGUGGCAAUUCAUCAUGCAAUAGGUCCAGAGUUACAAAAUUCUUAUUCAGAUCACAUAAAUAUUCACUUAUCUAUUGAAAAUUUUAUAGAUUACAUUCAUAGUGUUUUAAACGUGCCAUAAAUAUUUCAUCAAAA
This is a messenger RNA of Ceratosolen solmsi marchali, 784 nucleotides long. Its product is annotated as trypsin iota-like. Gene Ontology annotation, biological process: proteolysis. The transcript has 3 exons. Lineage: Eukaryota; Metazoa; Arthropoda; Insecta; Hymenoptera; Agaonidae. Gene Ontology annotation, molecular function: serine-type endopeptidase activity. Bases 27 to 770 code for a protein of 247 amino acids. The record is from RefSeq and is a predicted model, not a curated record.